Molecule: messenger RNA, 2889 nt
Organism: Closterium sp. Naga37s-1
Lineage: Eukaryota; Viridiplantae; Streptophyta; Zygnematophyceae; Desmidiales; Closteriaceae
Source: the annotation of a GenBank genome assembly
AUGGCUGAGCCAGACGCUAAAACCGAAUCUGAAGUUGCAGUUGGCGGCGAAACUAACUCUGGUGCUGGCAAUGAAACUAAGUCUGGCGGUGAUGCUAAGGUCGAUGCUAGUACUCUAGCUGGCCUAGUAGAGCAAGACGCUGUUAGUACCGGAGAGAAGACCGAUGCCGGAAAUAACACCGAUACGGCUGCUGUUAAAGCGGAUGCCCCGCCAAAGACCGAUGCGGCUGCUGUUGCGGAUAAAGCUGACGACAACUUAAACCCCGAUAAGGCGGGUGAUAUUGAGCCUCAGGCUGAGGUCGACGCUGCAGUCGCUGACGAUCCAUGGGCUGUAGACAUUGAACCAUCCGCUGCAACUGUCGAACCGGCCGCUACAUCUGUCCCACCAGCCGCUACACAGGGCGUGGAUGACGGGGAGGGCGAAAAGGAUGGGGAAGAAGGGGACGUGGAUAUCAUGGAUGUAGAUGGCAGUGCGCCGGUUGCUGGAGGUGGUGCGUCGCUUGCCGGAGGUGGUGCUUCGAUGAUACAAGGGAAUAAGGAUGCUCCUCCUCCUGCUGGUGCUGUGUUAUUGGGCCGUCUCGUUCGGAAGAGCUUCGGCGGCGUGCCGUACCUUGGGAGAGUGUUUCAUUACGACCGCGACGAGAAUUGGUACAAGGUUCGAUAUGAGGACGGUGAUGCAGAGGAUCUGGAGGUGUCUGAGCUGGAGCAGUUGCUGUUAUCGGAGGAAGAAGAAAAGGCUGUUAACGCGGACAUCGAGACCUGGUCCGAGGCCAACAAGGCAACGUUGAUGGAUGAACGCAUAGAGGGCGACUGGGGUGGUGGUGGUAUGAUGGGCGGAGGGGAGGGGUGGAUGAUGGGCGCACAUGGGGCGCUGGGGAGGGGUAAUGGUGUGGCAGAAGCGGUUGUGCCAGGGCCGGGCGCGAAGGUGGUGGGGAAGAGCGUGCUAAAGGAUUUUGAAGGAGUGCUGACUGAAGGGAAGAUCACCGCUUUCGAUGAAGAUACCAAGAAAUACACUCGCCCUCUCUAUUGGAAAUGCUGGUGCGGAAGGGCGUGGAGAGCAUUCUGGUGGUGGGGGAGGAUAAUUACAUACCAGGAGGACAUGGAGGAGGAGGAGGAGGAGGAGGAGGAGGAGGAGGAGGAGGAGGAGGAGGAGGAGGAGGAGGAGGAGGAGGAGGAGGAGGAGGAGGAGGAGGAGGAGGAGGAGGAGGAGGAGGAGGAGGCAAAACCAGAGGAGGAGGAGGAGGAGGAGGAGGAGGAGGAGGAGGAGGAGGAGGAGGAGGAGGAGGAGGAGGAGGAGGAGGAGGAGGCAACACCAGUGAGGAGGAGGAGGAGGCAAAACCAUGAGGAGGAGGAGGAGGAGGAGGAGGAGGAGGAGGAGGAGGAGGAGGAGGAGGAGGAGGAGGAGGAGGAGGAGGAGGAGGAGGAGGAGGAGGAGGAGGAGGAGGAGUAUAAAUCGAUUGUUGAUGUUCUCCUUUUCCCCCACACGCCCGCAGGUGGAAUACAAGGGCACAGAGCUCUCUUUAUUGGAAGUGCUGGUGUGAAAGGGCGUGGAGAGCAUUCUGGUGGUGGGGAAGGAGAGAUCAACUCUCACUUUGUUGCUUUCUCCUACAUCAGGUGGAAUAUGAGGGCACGGGGCACUCUCUUCUGGAAGUGCUGGUGUGUAAAGGCGUGGAGAGUUGUGGUGGUGGAGGUGGAAUAUGAGGGCACGGAGCACUCACUUUUAGAAGUGCUGGUGUGGAAGAGCGUGGAGAGCAUCUUGGUGGUGGAGUAUGAAGGCACGGAGCACUCUUUGCUGGAGGUCUUGGUGUGGAAGGGCGUGGAGAGCAUCUUGGUGAUAGGAGAGGAUAACUUUGCUGAUGCUCCCCUUUUCCCCACAUGCUCGCAGGUGGAGUAUGAAGGCAUGGAGCACUCACUUCUAGAAGUGCUGGUGUGGAAGGGCGUGGAGAGCAUCUUGGUGAUAGGAGAGGAUAACUACAUGCCAGAGGAGGACAUGGAGGAGGAGGAAGAGGCGAUUGAAGAGGGGGAUAAGGUAGGGGAGAAGGUGGUUGCUGUAAUAGAGACUCAAGAGCCAAGGGCAGGUUUGGGAGGGGCGUUAGGCGUGACUGAAGCAGCAGCGCCUCAGGUGGAAACAGCAGCGCCUCAGGCAGAAAUAGCAGCAGCUCAGGUGGAAACAACAGCGCCUCAGGUGGAAGCAACUGUGCCUCAGGCGGAAACAGCAGCGCCUCAGGCGGAAGCAGCAGCACCCCAGGUGGAUACAACAGUGCCUCAGGUGGAAACAACAGCACCUCAGGUGGAAACAACACCUCAGGAGGAACUGACAGUGUCUCAGAUGGAGGUAACGGCUUCACAGAUGGAACUAACUGCAUCACAAAUAGACAUGGCUUUUGAGGCAACACGCAUGGAGGGGAUGGAGUCACAUAAUCAGCAGGCAACUGAUAUGGAUGGGACAGUAUUAUCACAUAAUGAAGCAGCUCAUAUGGAGGUGACAGAGUCACAAAUUGAUGCUGCUCAUAUGGAGGUAACAGAGUCACAGAUUGACGUAACCGUGUCGCAAUUUGAGGUAACCGCGUCGCAGAUUGAGGUGGCGAAUGCAGUGAUGGAGGAGAUGGGUAUGGAUGAGGCGACUGUGGUUGUGGCCACUGGAACAACUUCUGAGGUGCCAGUUCAGGUGCCUGAUCAGGUGUCUGUUCAGGUGCCUGCUGAGGCGCCUCAAAGGAUGGAGGAGAUGGGGAUGGAUGAGGCUAGGGAGUGGCUGAAUGAAGCUGAGGCUGCAGCUGUAGCAGAGGGGGUACCUGCAGCAGCAGAGGCUGAGCUGGCAGCUGUUGAGCUCCCAGAGGCUGGGUCACCACAGGCUGAGAGUGCAGCUGUAGCAGAGCGAGUUGCUGAAUGA